This is a messenger RNA of Rosa chinensis, 1280 nucleotides long. RefSeq names its product UMP-CMP kinase 3. Lineage: Eukaryota; Viridiplantae; Streptophyta; Magnoliopsida; Rosales; Rosaceae. The transcript has 11 exons. Bases 188 to 868 code for a protein of 226 amino acids. Gene Ontology annotation, molecular function: ATP binding; UMP kinase activity. The record is from RefSeq and is a predicted model, not a curated record. Gene Ontology annotation, cellular component: nucleus; cytoplasm. Gene Ontology annotation, biological process: 'de novo' pyrimidine nucleobase biosynthetic process; UDP biosynthetic process; CDP biosynthetic process.
CACACCGUCUGUGGUCGCUCUCUCUCUCUCUCUCUCCCAUUCAAAGCUCGCAACUCGUCCUCCUCCUAUUUAACGAGAACGUAGAGAGCUCUCUCUCUCUCUCAGAUCCUCAUAUUCCCACCGUCCUCCCAACCCAACCCAACCCAACCCACAAGAUAGAAUAAUCAGAGACCAUUAGUUGGUGCCCAUGGGAACAGUUGUUAACGCUGCCAACAAGGAGGAGGCUAAUCGAAGCUUAGCCGAUCUGAAUCCUACUGUUGUUUUCGUCUUGGGUGGCCCAGGCAGUGGAAAGGGUACCCAAUGCGCAAACAUUGUUCAGCACUUUGGGUUUACACAUCUGAGUGCUGGUGAUCUACUACGAGCAGAAAUCAAGUCUGGUUCUGAAAAUGGAACCAUGAUUUCGAACAUGAUAAAAGAAGGAAAAAUUGUUCCAUCGGAAGUAACAAUUAAGCUUCUCCAGAAAGCAAUGCUGGAGAGUGGUAAUGACAAAUUUCUUAUCGAUGGGUUUCCUCGUAAUGAAGAAAACCGUUCUGCAUUUGAGGCUGUGACUAAAGUCGAGCCUUCAUUUGUCCUGUUUUUUGAUUGUUCUGAAGAAGAGAUGGAGAGGCGCCUUUUGAGUAGGAACCAGGGAAGAGAAGAUGACAACAUAGAAACAAUAAGGAAGCGGUUUAAGGUUUUUCUAGAGUCUAGUCUCCCAGUGAUAGAAUACUAUAACUCCAAGGGGAAAGUUCGGAAGAUUGAUGCUGGAAGGCCUGUUGAAGAGGUUUAUGAGUCAGUAAAAGCCAUUUUUGCCCCGAAAGAUGAGAAGAUUGAUGCUGGAAGACCUGUUGAAGAGGUUUUUGAGUUGGAAAAUGAGAAGGCUGAUUAAUUACAACAAUGGGGAAUUCAAGACUUCAGAUUUUAUAAUUAUUGAGGGUUGUGACAGUUGGUUGAGAAUCUAAGAGCAGAUAAAUUGCUGCAUUCUAUUUUAAUGAUAAGUGGAAGUUCUAUCUUUACACUCUCAGCAUAAAUCAUAAACUAGAGCUGUAAAGUGUCUUGUAUAACUUUCUGUACAACUUUUGGUGAAAAUUUUGAAUUUGUUUACAAUUACUCUCUGUGGUCUGAGAUGCUCGAGCAGUUAAAUGAAACUAAGUUUGCUAUUGUUGAUAUUCAAAUGCUCAUGCUUAUCUCAGUAGUACAAAAAAUAGUUUUUCAAGCUUAAAGCAAAGGAUUUACACGUAUAUCCAUAGUAGCGUUCUUAGAAAUCAAAUACAUGCAUGCAAACAGGUACUCUUACUGUU